Molecule: messenger RNA, 1413 nt
Organism: Mycena indigotica
Lineage: Eukaryota; Fungi; Basidiomycota; Agaricomycetes; Agaricales; Mycenaceae
Exons: 3
Coding region: 1-1413 (470 amino acids)
Source: RefSeq, a predicted model, not a curated record
AUGCCCAUGCCUCUAUUCAACGCCAUCGAUUACCGCCGUACCGGCGCUCGAAUGACGAAAGGGGCUUUCGGCGCCGUUACCUCAUUGCACCGCUCCCUUCUUAUAUAUUCACGACCUUUGAAUGGCUCUUGGGAACACAAGCCGGUGGAGGGGCACGCCACGCUCAAGAGCUGCUCGCUCGUGUCUUCAGCUCUGUGUGGUGCCGCUCAGCGGCGCCUGUUCGCCAACAUCCGGUUGAUGCCCGUGGUAGACACGGAUGGGUACCCCGAUUACGCGCACUGGGGUGCCGACGAUGCGCUCCGCUUCCUGGAUAGUGCACCACACAUUCCAGGGUAUGUGCGGCAUCUCUGGGUUGUUCACGGCUCUGGGUGGCUGGAGGAGGCUGGCGCGGCGGCCGUCAUCGAUAGGUUUGAGCGCCUUGAAGGCAUCACGAUCGAUACGCACGACCACGGGGACGACUUCUCCUCCUGGGACAGCUUCCACGGCCUCGUACGGGAAGCCCUUGCACGGCAGGUGGCGCGCGCGCAGAUGCGCUCUCUGACGCUCUGGUCCACGCCGAUCGACGUACUUGGCGAGCUUAUCCGGUCCGCUGGCCACUCGCCGCUGGCCCACGUGUCCCUACACGAGCUGUCAGUUGGCGGUGACAUCGAUGAAGAAGGUUCACCUGGUUCGGAUGGCGGUAGCAGCGACGGCGACUCGGAUGUGCCCCCACUGAAACUCGACGCACUGGAGCUCCUCCCGCGCUUUCUCGAACAUCGCAGUGGCCUUAUCGACCUUCGUUCGCUCCGCUACCUCCACAUCAGGGACGAAUUCUACGGUGUGAAUGACUCCAUUUUAGCGCACGCCACAUCCCUCGAGCGUCUUUGCGUUUCACUGGGAGAGCAGACGCACUUUUCCAUCGGCGAGCUGGAGGAGCCCGCCUUGUCCCUCGAACAUAUGGACAAGCUUCACACUUUCGAGCUCGCGCUGCGCUUAGAGCACGGGCUUGUGGCAGAUGAGGCGUACGAUACAGAUGGGCCCCUGCAGCUGCUCCGUUGCGUCCCGGCCCACGUCCCGCACGUGGUUGUUCGCCUCCUCAUUGUCGACGACACCGACAACACCGGGUCCCAACAUCCCGACCCUGCGCUCGUGCCGGGCAUCGAAGCGUUGCUCGCCCCGCUAGCCGAAUGGCUCGCUGAGGCGCCUUCUGUGCCCGGUGUGCGUCGCCGGUUGACUAUGAUGCUGGAUGUAGAGUCCGAGAACCCGGAUAUCGAACAGAUCAAGCCGGACAUGACAGCGAUGCUGCGCGGCUUAUUCGGCGGCCUCGAUCUUGACGCAGAGAUUGAGCCCAUCCGUGCACUCACCGUCGACAAUGAGUUAGACCCGCGGCAUGCGCAUUCGUUCCCGAGACCGCCCAACACACUCUGGAAAUGA